AUGUCUGCAUCACCACCACCAUCAUCAUACCCCCGCCUCCCCUCCAAGCUGAUCCUCACUUCCACCAAGGCCUACUUCUCCCCGUCCCGCACCAUCACGUACCUUGCCUCCCUGCUCGACCCGGGGAACCACAUCCUCCCCCUUCUCCAACGCCACCGCGCCGACGUGCUCUUCGUGCUGAUCCCGGACUUUCUCACCAUUUACCCGUGCGCCCAGGCUCUGAGUAGCAGCAGCAGCAGCAGCACGACAGGGUUCAAUGAGUCCCCUGGGCCAGAGAGACAGGCUCUAGAUACGGCAGCGUCGGCCGCGUGGCCCAUCGCCCUGGGCGCCCAGAACGUCUACCCCUCGACCACCUACGGUGCGUACACGGGCGAGAUCGUCGUGCCCGGGCUCCAGGAGCUGGGAUGCUCGGUGGUCGAGCUCAACCACGCCGAACGCCGACGGUACCUGGGCGAGGACGACGCCACGGCCGCGAAGAAGGCGGCCGCCGUGUGCGCCGCGCACAUGGUGCCGCUGGUGUGCAUCGGCGAGCUGGACCGGCCCGACCUCCGCGGACCGCUGAGCCAGUCCGUCGGCGCCGCCGUGGCUCAGCUACGGCCGCAGAUCCAGAGCGUCUUGGCCGCCGUGCCGCACGACGCCCCUGUCAUCUUCGCCUACGAGCCCGUCUGGGCCAUCGGGGCUGCGGAGCCCGCCGGGGUCGAGUACGUCGGCCCCGUGGUCCAGGCCAUCCGCGAGCUCGCCAGGCAAGUCGUGCCCGAGAGAACGGCAGAGGUCAAGGUGGUGUAUGGGGGCAGCGCGGGUCCGGGGCUGUGGAGUGGGAAGACCAAUGGGGGAAACGGGCUGGGGAAAUGGGUCGAUGGGCUGUUCCUGGGGCGGUUCGCCCACGAGAUCUCGGGCGUGAGAGGAGUCGUGGAAGAAGUGGUCGAGAGUCUGGAAACACGGUGA
This is a messenger RNA of Fonsecaea erecta, 945 nucleotides long. RefSeq lists its product as hypothetical. Gene Ontology annotation, cellular component: cytosol. Gene Ontology annotation, biological process: glycolytic process; gluconeogenesis; glyceraldehyde-3-phosphate biosynthetic process. Lineage: Eukaryota; Fungi; Ascomycota; Eurotiomycetes; Chaetothyriales; Herpotrichiellaceae. The transcript has a single exon. Gene Ontology annotation, molecular function: triose-phosphate isomerase activity. The record is from RefSeq and is a predicted model, not a curated record. Bases 1 to 945 code for a protein of 314 amino acids.